Molecule: messenger RNA, 390 nt
Organism: Naegleria fowleri
Lineage: Eukaryota; Heterolobosea; Eutetramitea; Acrasida; Naegleriidae
Exons: 1
Coding region: 1-390 (129 amino acids)
Source: RefSeq, a predicted model, not a curated record
AUGUCACAACAGUUAGAUCCAAAGACGGUCAUGUUGGAUCAGCAACAAGAACAACAACAACCCAAUGCCUACUCUCAACCCUAUAUGCAACCUGGACAACUCAUCUUUUUGGAUACAAAUCAACAAAUGCAAGGAGGAAUGUACUAUCAACCACAACCUCAACCACAAUAUGUUGUUAAACAGACCAACACAACCACAGCUCAACCUGUGGUUGUUGCCACCACCACUACCAAUGUUGUUACCUCAUCAGAUGGACAAAAAGCUGAAGAUGCGUUUACGAUCGCGUUGAUAUUGAGCUUUCCCUUGUGGCUCUUUGGUAUUGGAUUUUGUUUUUCAUGUUUCGUUUGGAUUCCUGUGUUGAAGUACAGACUUUCUUGUAUAAAUAAUUGA